Messenger RNA from Lucilia cuprina (Australian sheep blowfly), 3155 nucleotides. RefSeq names its product mannosyl-oligosaccharide glucosidase (gene GCS1). NCBI's taxonomy places the organism in Eukaryota, Metazoa, Arthropoda, Insecta, Diptera, Calliphoridae. Gene Ontology annotation, molecular function: Glc3Man9GlcNAc2 oligosaccharide glucosidase activity. Gene Ontology annotation, biological process: protein N-linked glycosylation; oligosaccharide metabolic process. The record is from RefSeq and is a predicted model, not a curated record. Gene Ontology annotation, cellular component: endoplasmic reticulum membrane. The coding region runs from base 228 to 2849 and encodes 873 amino acids. The transcript is spliced from 2 exons.
UUUGGUGUUUGCAAAAUUAGAAAAAUUUGCGAAAAUACGAUAAUGCAUAAAUAACAAAAUAAAAUUUAAACCUGUUUUGUAUAUUACAAAAUUAAAUAAAUAUCAAUAAAUUUCACUAGAUUUUUCCUUUAAAUACCUAUAACUGGCUACAUCAAUUAGCUUUUAGUACAACUAUCUAGAACUUGAGGAAAAAUCUAAAUGUAAACUUGUUGUUGUAAUAGAAAAACAUGGCACGUCAGCGUGAAAAUAAAGGAGGCAAUAAUUCUUCUGAAAAAUCUGCAAAACAAAAAACCCUCAAACAAAUAAAUGAAAAUGCUGAGUCGACAAAAUCUAACAACAGUUCCGGCAGUAGGGCUAGUACAACUACCACUAGCACAACUUCAUCGAAUGCAGCCAUGGAUAAGCCGAAAAAUAAACAUUCAUCUCAUCCUAAAAAGGCCACAUUCGAGGAACAAAAAUCGAAGUUUGUGUUAAACAAAUGGAAAACUUUGGCCGGGUGUAUUUGUAUGGCAGUAGCGGUAUAUUUUGGUUAUCAGGGCUAUUUGGAAACGCGGGUUAAUACACCGUACGAUAAUCAAAAAAUGGUUGCCCGUGCCGGUUUAGAUGAUCCCGAGCGUUAUUGGGGUUCUUAUAGACCUCUCAACUAUUUUGGUAUGAAAACACGAGAUCCCCAUUCUUUAGUCAUGGGUCUAAUGUGGUAUACACCCUCAAAUUUGGGCCAUGGCGGUAAGGGCAUACGACAUUGGUGCGAUAUGGGAGAUAAUCUGGAUAAAUAUGGCUGGACUCAUCAUGAUGGACGUACAUUUGGCGUACAGGAAAUUCAUGAUUUGCCUUUUGAACUAAAAACGUCGUUUGUCAAAUAUCCCAGUGGCAAACAAUUUGGCGGAGAUUGGACUGCCAGAAUAUCGGUGAAGAAUACCAGCAGAGCGUGGGAUAAAUCAAUAUCACUUAUAUGGUAUGUGGCAUUAGAUGAGCGUACCAAUGGCCACAUUAAAUAUGUCUCGGACGAAAAAAGUCCCGAACCAGGAGUCUAUGGUGAAACAUUGGGUUUGGGCGAAUUUCAAUUAAGAUUUCAUCCUGUCAAAGGACGCAUUCUGCACAAAUCCUACUUGAGUACCGUGGCGCCUUCUUUGAGUAAACUUAAAGAAACCGUGUUUACAUAUUUUAGAGCAUUUACCGAUAAGAUGGGACAUCGCUAUAUAGGUCUACCGGGAGAAAUGAUAUCACACAAUGGAAAUUUAGCUUUAGAUCCAAAUUUUAUAGCCAUACAAAUUACCGCCGAAGUAGAUUUUACCAUGGACAUAACAUAUCAAUCGACUUCAGGUUUUUCAGUUGGUGAAUUGAUACCUAAACCUCCUACGGGCCGCGAAUAUACUGAUUCUUUGCAAGCUCAUUUAGCAGCAUUCGAUAAACGUUUCGAGGAUACAUUCCAUUUGAAGUCUAAAGGUUUCUCAAAUGGUGAAAUCAAAUUUGCCAAAUAUGCGUUAAGCAACAUGUUGGGUGGCAUCGGUUAUUUCUAUGGAUCCAGUAAGGUGCAAUCUAUUUACACUACUAAUCCAGUACCGUAUUGGAAAUCUGCUUUAUAUACAGCAGUGCCAUCACGUUCCUUCUUUCCUCGAGGCUUUCUUUGGGAUGAAGGUUUCCAUGGCCUUCUAAUAUCCUCAUGGGAUAUUGACAUUGAAUUGGAUAUAAUAAGUCAUUGGUUUGAUUUGUUAAAUAUAGAGGGUUGGAUACCUAGAGAACAAAUACUGGGCGUUGAAGCUUUAGAAAAAGUACCGGCAGAGUUUGUUAUACAGCACAAUUCCAAUGCCAAUCCUCCUACAUUUUUGCUAACACUAAAGAAAAUAUUAAAACAUCAUAAACAGGAAUUAUCUCUAAAAGGUAGAUUAGACACUUUAGAGCGCAUUUAUCCACGUCUGCAAGCCUGGUUUUCAUGGUACAAUACUACACAAAGAGGAGAUUUGGCGGGUACAUAUCAAUGGCGGGGACGCGACGCCACAACCGAACGUGAAUUAAAUCCAAAAACACUAACCUCAGGUCUAGACGAUUUCCCCAGAGCUUCACAUCCUACAAAAAAGGAACGACAUAUUGACAUUAGAUGUUGGAUGGCAUUUGCCUCUAGUGUAAUGUAUGAAUUGUCCACAAUACUGCGCAAGGAAGAUCACAAGUACUAUGAAACUGCUGCCUAUUUAAAGGACAAUGAAGUUUUGAAUGAACAACACUUAAGUCCCUACACAGAGACUUAUGCCGAUUGGGGCCUGCACACCGAUUCGGUGGUACUUAAAAGACCACAAAUGACACAGAAAAAUAUGCAACGUGGUCAUCAGCAUCACCAGCAGCCACAGGAAAUGGUGAGAGUGACUUUGAAACAACCAGAUUAUAAAUUUGUUGACACCACAUUUGGCUAUGUCAACAUCUUCCCCUUCCUUUUGGAGAUUCUUGAUCAUGAAUCUCCCUAUUUGGGUAAACUACUGACUGACAUAAGAGAUCCACAAAAACUCUGGACACCUUAUGGUUUGCGUUCUCUUUCAAAAUCCUCUCCCUUGUAUUUAAAACGUAAUACCGAACAUGAUCCUCCAUAUUGGAGAGGUCCCAUUUGGAUUAAUAUUAAUUAUUUGGCUGUAAAGGCUUUGCGCCACUACGGUAUGUUAGAAGGUCCUUAUGCCGCUUUGGCCCGUGAAAUUUAUGCCGAAUUGAGAGAAAACUUAAUAAAUAACAUAUUCAAGGAAUACCAACGCACCGGCUACUUAUGGGAGCAAUAUGAUGAUACCAGUGGUCAGGGCAAGGGUUGUUAUCCAUUUACCGGCUGGAGUUCUCUAGUUGUACUUAUCAUGUCUGAACAAUAUUAAAAAAUAAUAAUAAAAAAUUAAGUUACAAAUUAGGAAAUUGUAAUUUAUUACGUAAAUACUUAUAUAUUGACGAUAAACAAUACAAAAACAAUUAUUACGUUUUGUUUAAAGUUGAAAUAAAAUAUGUAAACAAAAACACUGGAGUUUUUAAAUAUGAAACGAAACUUCAUAAACCGAACUACUAAAAUACUUCAAGCAUAAUUUAGUCAAUUUAUUUAAUUAAUUUUAAUGAAACUAUCGUAAACUAUAAUAAUGUUCUUUGUAGUUAAAUUGAUUAAUAAAAAAAACAAAAAUCCCGUAAAAAAA